This is a messenger RNA of Danio aesculapii, 1237 nucleotides long. RefSeq names its product prostaglandin reductase 1, tandem duplicate 2 (gene ptgr1.2). Gene Ontology annotation, molecular function: 15-oxoprostaglandin 13-reductase [NAD(P)+] activity; 2-alkenal reductase [NAD(P)H] activity. NCBI's taxonomy places the organism in Eukaryota, Metazoa, Chordata, Actinopteri, Cypriniformes, Danionidae. Gene Ontology annotation, biological process: prostaglandin metabolic process. The transcript is spliced from 8 exons. Gene Ontology annotation, cellular component: cytoplasm. The record is from RefSeq and is a predicted model, not a curated record. Bases 53 to 1057 code for a protein of 334 amino acids.
CCCUCUAAAACCACUUCCAGUUUGACCAACUGAGCUAGUGCAACUUAUAAUCAUGCUUAAAGCAAAGGCGUGGAUCCUCAAAAAACACUUUGAGGGCUUUCCUAAAGAAAGCAACUUCGAGCUGAAAGAAGUAGAUCUGCCAGAGCUUCAGGAUGGAGAUGUGCUUGUGGAGGCGAUUUAUUUCAGCCUUGAUCCAUACAUGAGAUCUUUGAGUAAAAUGUUUCUGAAAGAGGGGGAUGUACAGUAUGGAACUCAACUGGCGAAGGUGCUGAAGAGCAAGGACCCAGCAUUUCCUGAGGGAUGUUGUGUGGUUGCUGAUUGUGGCUGGAGGACACACACUGUAACCAAAGCAAAGGGCCCAGGAGGGCCCAUCCUGACCCGGAUAGUAUCCGAAUGGCCCACUGACAUCCCUAUGUCUCUGGCCCUUGGAUCCUUGGGGAUGCCUGGUUUAACCGCUCUGUAUGGGCUAGAAGAGGUUUGUAAGAUUCAGCCCGGUCAGACGGUUCUAGUGAGUGCAGCAGCAGGUGCUGUAGGUACAGUGGUGGGUCAAAUUUGCAAGAUCAAAGGCUGCAAGGUUGUGGGAUCAGCAGGAGGUGAUGACAAAGUGGCGUAUCUGAAAGAGCUGGGCUUUGACCAGGCCUUCAACUACAAGACUGUCCCCUCACUGGAGGAAGCACUGAAGAAUGCUUCACUUGAAGGAUACGACUGCUACUUUGAGAGUGUGGGAGGGCCCAUGUUUACCGCAGCACUGAAAAACAUGAAGCCCGGUGGUCGUAUCGCUGUCUGUGGUGCAAUAGCCACGUACAAUGACACUACACCACAGAUGUGCCCUUAUCCUCACCAUGAAAUAAUUGUACGGUCAUUGACGAUACAAGGUUUUAUGGUGACAAACUAUAAAGAAAAGGAUGAGGAGUCUGUCAAGAGAAUGCUUAAAUGGAUGAAAGAGGGUAAACUAAAGGCAAAGGAAAUGGUCACUGUUGGCUUUGAGAAGCUGCCAAUCGCCUUCAUGAAGAUGCUAAAGGGGGAUGGACUUGGGAAAGCUAUUGUUAAAGUCUGAAACAGGCUCAGAAAUCCAUCUUAAAAUGAAAAUAUUAUAUGCAAAUAAGUGACAGUGUGACACAUUUGUACAAUUACGGCCAAAAAACAUUACUGCGUCGAAUGCUACAGUAUAAAAGUGUCAUGAUUUCAACUGUUUUAACUGAAUAUGUUUACAAAUAAAGUUACAUAAAGCCUCUGA